Molecule: messenger RNA, 1074 nt
Organism: Suillus bovinus
Lineage: Eukaryota; Fungi; Basidiomycota; Agaricomycetes; Boletales; Suillaceae
Exons: 4
Coding region: 1-1074 (357 amino acids)
Source: RefSeq, a predicted model, not a curated record
AUGCAGAACAAAUCACAGCGUUCGCGGAAGAGGGUACGAGUCCCUGCUGCACUCCAUGCAGAACUCACAGAACACGCCAUGUUAAUCAAGACAAUCCGGACAAAUCACCUGCUUGAUCUUACUUAUCAACUAUACAGCCAUGCUAGUGCCCAACGCGUCGUCGAUCGUGAAAAUAUUCGUCAAGGCAAGGGAAAGUUGAAAACAAGAGAUACUUGGACUACUUGGCCUCUGAUAGAUUGCUUUAUUCCGGAAUGGCGGAUUGAAGAUGAAGUCAAAACUCUUGCUGAGGCGGUGGCUCGUCAGCUCAAAACUAAACAUCUAUCGACAAGACACCCAUCAGAAUCUCAGAAUGAUGUAGAAGAACACGACGAUGACGAGUUGGAACCGUUAUCGCCAAGCCUUCUCCAAGCUCUGGUCUGGCAAGCCACCAAGAUCCUGGUCUGCAUUUUGGACUCCAUUCUCGAACAGCGCCCAGCGGUAGCAGAUAGCAUGCAAAAUAGGAUGUGGGCAUUUAACUGGGAGGGUGUUCUCAGAGUCUUGAUCUCGGGUAUGACUCUAGACAGAACCGUGAUCUUUGCAGCAAAGAAGCGCCUGUCUUCAAUAUACGGUUCAUCCAAGACUCUUGACAUCGCUUUGUCGAGAAUUGGGCACAUCAAAUCUCGCACAUCUGUGUUUGCUGAACUCUCAGAGAGCUCAAUGGUUUCAGUUCUCAGCAUAACAAGCAUCGAGAUUGGGUUCAACGUACUUGUUAACCACGCUUUUAUAAUUACACCGCUUUUGGUAUACUGGACAAGAGCAACGGAUUCAACCGAAGUUCAUAUGACGGGGAUCAGAUCACACCGGCAAGAACCGCACUUUACCUGGCCGAAUUCAUAUCUGUCAUACAAGAUCCGAGCCACCUCGCCCUCGUCGUUCCUCGCACUAGUAAACCUCUAUGAGAACAUGGAUCCCAAACAACGAUCAGGAAUCUUCCGAGAAUUUGAUGACCCAGCGCUGAACAUGGGCUACGCCUGCAUUGCUAUCACACGAGUUAUACUUAGGCGAGCACAAGUCAUCUGCGCCCGUUACUACUAA